AUGGAGGUCGAUGCUAGUUGCCCUUUCUGCAACCGGGAGUCUGAGACUUUGAUCCACGCUUUUUUUGGCUGCUGUCACGUGGCUCCUUACUGGUUUGCAUUGAGUUUGAGCUUCAGAUUUGAUGCACUUUCUGCGCAGCGACCUUUGGAGUUCAUUCAUGUGGCGGCCCAGAUUUUUGAGGAGUUAGACGCUGAGGCCUUACGGGUUCUGUUGACGGGUUGUUCUGCAAUUUGGGAGCGCCGGAACAUAUUUAUUUUUCAGGGUGAAGUGCUGGACAUUGCUUGGCUACUCAAUCGCUUGCGGAUGUUGCUCGAAACCGCUGUUGUGAAGCCGAGGAGAUCAACCCAAGUGACGCUCCAAGGUGACAGCCGUUGGGUUCCACUGGGUGAGGAUGGAGAGGGAAGCUUGCUGGCAGCAGCUUGUGGACCGACAACACCUGCUUCUUCACCUAUCUUGACAGAGACUAUUGGUUUGCGCUGGGCACUUUGCAAGGCUCUUGCUUUUGGGUUCACAAACGUUGUUUUUGAAUCCGACUGUCAAGUGCUUUUCAAGGCUUGGAAUGGAAAAACUAAGGAGAUUUCUUAUUUUGCUUCUGUUCUCGAUGAUUGUAGGUCUAUUGCUUUGUCUUUUGAGUCUUUUACUUUCAGUUUCAUUACGAGAACGGGGAAUCAAGCGGCUGAUUUUGUAGCAAAAUUAGCGUAUAAUUUUCCCAAUGUUGACUGA
Messenger RNA from Lotus japonicus, 723 nucleotides. RefSeq lists its product as uncharacterized. The transcript has 2 exons. The record is from RefSeq and is a predicted model, not a curated record. Bases 1 to 723 code for a protein of 240 amino acids. NCBI's taxonomy places the organism in Eukaryota, Viridiplantae, Streptophyta, Magnoliopsida, Fabales, Fabaceae. Gene Ontology annotation, molecular function: nucleic acid binding; RNA-DNA hybrid ribonuclease activity.